AUGAAUACUAAUGAUGCUAUGGAAGUUUGUUUUGGAGUACAAAGUGAAAUGAAUAUUACUUCGGACAAGGUGAAGGAAUUAUUCUUAUCACAGAAAGUGACUGAAAUUAAGGAAGAAGAGAAGGAAACGGAGGAUGAAAUUGGAAAAUAUGUAACCUUUAACAUUUUAAAUACUACAGAACCAAAGAGAUAUAAUAUUUUGUUAUCACACCCAAUGUUAUCUUCACCUGUUUAUGAGAGAACUGCCUAUGUCUUGCCUGAUAACAGACAACGUUUUGCUGUUAUUCUGGGAAAACGUGCUCAUGAAUUAAAGAAGAAGAAAAAGAAGAAAAAAUCAAAGCAAUUGAAUUCCACAAGUAAAAAGGAAACUAAUGAGACAAAUCAGAAGGUUGAAAAUAACACAGAUUCUGAUGUGGUAUUUGAUAUUGAGAAAUUAACAGAUCCUAAUGACCCUAAUUUAUUGAAGAGUAGAAUUCCAUUGUCAAUUGAACCUGUGGCCGCUCCAGAAGUAUCUGUUAAUAAUGAUUUUGAUGAAGAUGGAGAGUAUAACGACUUUGAUGAGGAUUUGGAAAUUUAUGAAGACAACAAUGCCAUUCUGGAGGAGUCUCUGAUAAACAUGGCAGUCAAUCAAACUUUAGAAGAACAAAGCAAGCGAUACGUAGAUAAUUUGGUAGAAGAACUGGAAGCAAAGUAA
Messenger RNA from Naegleria gruberi, 693 nucleotides. RefSeq lists its product as uncharacterized. The coding region runs from base 1 to 693 and encodes 230 amino acids. Lineage: Eukaryota; Heterolobosea; Eutetramitea; Acrasida; Naegleriidae. The transcript has a single exon. The record is from RefSeq and is a predicted model, not a curated record.